Messenger RNA from Populus trichocarpa (black cottonwood), 1705 nucleotides. RefSeq names its product UPF0481 protein At3g47200. The coding region runs from base 287 to 1588 and encodes 433 amino acids. NCBI's taxonomy places the organism in Eukaryota, Viridiplantae, Streptophyta, Magnoliopsida, Malpighiales, Salicaceae. The record is from RefSeq and is a predicted model, not a curated record. The transcript is spliced from 2 exons.
CUUUAGAUUUGAGAAUGCCAUUAACUAAAUGGAAAGCAAAUUUCUGUCUUCUUUUUGUGCUGUGCAAAGCCAUUCUAGGCAAUUCAUUGCAACUUUGCUACAUAUGACAUAUCCUAAAUAUCAAUUUUCUUGUCUUGGAAGCAAUGAAGACAUAAAGUAAACUUGGAUUCUUGAAAGAAUAGUCUUGCUUCCUUCUUUUAAAUAGAUACAAGGCACGAGAAAUGAAGCACGUCUUGCACUCUUUCUUUUAAUCACUGUGAAGAAAACUGUUUAGCAACUUGAAGAAAUGGCGGAAGUGCAAUUGCUGAUUGAUGUUACAAAAGAACUACAGAAUAAGUUGGAUACUUCGAUGCAGAACAUCCUAUGGAACAAACGAUCAAUCUACAAAGUACCUGCAUCUGUCACAGUUCUUAACAAAGCAGCGUAUAGGCCCCAGACAGUAUCCCUUGGGCCUUACCAUUACUAUGACGAUCAGCUAAAGCGAAUGGAAGAGCACAAACACCGAGCUCUUCAUUAUUUUCUAGAGAGGUCAGGAAAAUCUCUAGAGCUGUUUCUCCAAUCCUUAAAUGAAGUGGUGCAGGAUUUAAAGGAUUCGUAUGAUCAACUUGAUAAAUCAUGGAAAGAUGAUACGAGCAAGUUCUUGCAAUUGAUGAUUCUUGAUGGCUGUUUCAUGGUGGAAAUUAUGCGCGUUGCUAUUCAACCUUCCAAUAACUAUGCUGCUGAUGAUCCAAUUUUUAGCAGCCAUGGGAGGGUCUAUACGGUGCCAUUUAUCAAGCGUGACAUGUUGAUUGUUGAAAAUCAAUUACCAAUGCUUGUUCUGUACAAGCUUGUUGCUGUUGAAAGUGAUGGGACAAAGGAUGAAGAGUUCGUCAACAAGCUCGUACUCACUUUCUGUAAUGAUCCCGAUGCAAGUGUCUUAAAGUUGGGUAAAUGCUUGCAUGUGUUGGAUUUAUAUAGGAAGAGCCUGAUUCAGAAAGACCCCAACCGGAAAAGGCAUCAACCCAGAGUAAGGGGUGGACUACAUAAAGAUGCCAAUGAUAUUGUUCGGUCUGCAGCAGAGAUCAAUGAAGCUGGAAUCAGGUUCAAGAAAAGUAAAACUAAAAGCCUAAAAGACAUUUCGUUCCACCAUGGGGUCCUUGAGCUUCCUGCCGUCGUGGUGGACGAUGUAACUGAGGCACUCCUUUUGAAUUUGAUGGCCUUCGAACGCUUCCAUGUUGGUGCAGGAAACGAGGUUACUUCUUAUGUCUUCUUCAUGGACAACAUCAUUGACAAUGAGAGGGAUGUUUCUCUCCUACACUCAAGAGGGAUCAUCCAGAACGCCAUCGGAAGUGAUAAAGCUGUUGCUAAACUGUUCAACUCUCUUUCCAAGGACAUUGCACUGGACCCAGACAGCAGCCUAGAAUUGGUGCAAAGGCAGGUCAAUGCCUACUGCAAGAAGCCUUGGAAUGCCUGGCGUGCCAACCUAAUCCAAACCUAUUUCAGAAAUCCAUGGGCGAUCCUAUCUAUUGUUGCUGCACUCAUCCUCUUCGCGCUCACAAUUGUUCAGACUGUAUAUACUAUAUUACCUACUGCAACGCCUUCCUCCUGACCUCCUAGUUGUCCUCCUACGACACUCGCUUAGUUUAAUUAUCUACUGCAAUUUCAUGUAAUGUUUUUCACUACAAUUUUUUGUUUAAACCAAAACUGAACUUCUUUCGUUGUUGAA